Gopherus evgoodei (Goodes thornscrub tortoise) is the source of this 3852-nucleotide messenger RNA. It is a transcript of the gene NRG2, whose product is annotated as neuregulin 2. Gene Ontology annotation, molecular function: signaling receptor binding. The transcript has 12 exons. NCBI's taxonomy places the organism in Eukaryota, Metazoa, Chordata, Testudines, Testudinidae. The record is from RefSeq and is a predicted model, not a curated record. Gene Ontology annotation, biological process: animal organ development; intracellular signal transduction; nervous system development.
CCGCCGCAGCCGACGGCAUGAGGCGCGAUCCGACCCCCGGCUUCUCCAUGCUGCUCUUUGGGGUGUCUCUCGCCUGCUACUCCCCCAGCCUCAAAUCGGUGCAGGACCAGGCGUACACCGCGGCCGUGGUGGUGGAGGGUAAGGUGCAGGCGCUGCCCUCCUCGCCUGGCAGCGGCAAUGGCACCCGCGAGCCCCCUGCCUCCACUGGGGGGGUCCUGGUGAAAGUCUUGGACCUGUGGCCCCGCAACAGCGGGGGGCUGCAGCGCGAGCAGCUGAUCAGCGUGGGCAGUGCGGGCUCCCCGGCGCCCUGCUUCAAAGUGAAGAGGAACCACCGCUACAUCUUUUUCCUGGAGCCCACUGAGCAGCCCCUGGUCUUCAGGACAUCCUUCGCUCCCCUGGACAUCAGCAGCAAGAACCUCAAGAAGGAUGUGGGCAGGAUCCUGUGCGCAGACUGCGCUGUUCCUCCCAAACUGAAGAAACUGAAAAGCCCAAAUGUUCACGUCGGGGAAAAAAUUUCACUGAAAUGUGAGGCUACUGCAGGGAAUCCCCAGCCCUCCUACAAGUGGUAUAAAGAUGGCAAAGAACUGAAGAAGAGCAAGGACAUCCGAAUAAAAUAUGGGAAUGGCAAAAAAAAUACUCCCUUUUCUUUUUGCAAUAAGGUGAAGCUGGAAGACGCUGGGGAGUAUAGCUGUGAAGCCGAGAAUGUGCUAGGGAAAGACACAGCAAAAGGCAGCCUUAUGUGAGAAGUGGUAACGACCACACUCUCCUCCUGGUCAGGACACGCCAGAAAAUGCAACGAAACAGCCAAAUCCUAUUGCGUCAACGGUGGGGUGUGCUACUACAUCGAAGGGAUCAAUCAGCUGUCUUGCAAGUGUCCGAUUGAAUUCACUGGGGACCGGUGUGAGCACUUCGCAAUGGUCAGCUUCUCCAAGCAUCUUGGAUUUGAAUUAAAGGAAGCUGAAGAGCUCUAUCAGAAGAGAGUUUUAACCAUCACUGGGAUCUGCGUUGCAUUGCUUGUGGUUGGAAUAGUAUGUGUGGUCGCUUACUGUAAAACCAAAAAACAACGAAAACAAAUGCAUAACCAUUUACGGCAAAAUAUGUGUCCCACCCAUCCGAACCGGAGCCUUGCCAAUGGCCCCAGUCACCCCCAGCUGGAUCCGGAGGAAAUUCAGAUGGCUGAUUAUAUUUCUAAAAAUGUUUCUGCCACUGACCAUGUGAUACGGAGGGAAACAGAGACGACGUUUUCAGGAAGUCAUUCCUGCUCCCCAUCUCACCAUUGCUCCACAGCUACUCCAACUUCAAGCCAGAGGCAGGAAAGCCACACAUGGAGCUUGGACCGCACGGAGAGCCUGACUUCUGAUUCGCAAUCUGGUAUGAUGCUCUCUUCAGUGGGAACCAGUAAAUGCAACAGCCCUGCCUGUGUCGAGGCCUGCACCCGGCGAGGAGCUGCGUAUUGCAUUGAGGACUCGAGAAGACCCACGAUGCAAUACAGGGAUUCUGUGGAUUCGCUGCGAGACUCGCCACACAGCGAGAGGUAUGUGUCUGCUCUGACAACACCAGCACGUCUGUCUCCUGUUGACUUCCAUUACUCACUCGCUGCACAGGUACCUACCUUCGAGAUCACCUCCCCUAAUUCUGCUCACGCGGUGUCCCUUCCACCUGCGGCACCCGUUAGCUUCCGAGUGGAAGAGCAGCAGCCUUUACUGCGACGCUAUCAGGUGCCCUUCCAGGAUAUGCAGAGAUAUGACAGUUACUACCAAAGGAAGAGCUACUUGAAUGAGAGCAUGGGGAGCCUGCCUUCGAGCCCCUUCUGCAUCACGGAGGAUGAUGAAUAUGAAACAACACAAGAGUACAUCCCAGCACUAGAACAACCAAAGAAAACAGCUAGCAGCAACAGGCGGUGGAAAAGAUCUAAACUCAACGGGCAGGUCUCACACAGAGCCCGGACGGUCAGAGACUCCUUCUCAGGAAGCAGUGCUUCAUAUAGUGAGUCUGAUGAGGAGCUCAUGGCGGAGAGCACCCCAUUCUUAAGCAUUGAAAACACUGAGGCAAUGAACACAGAUUCGCCGCCGCUGUAUCGGCCGGGAGACAGCAGGACUUACUAUUCCUUCGAGAGACAAAGUGCACAGUUGGAAAGCGGGCAAAGCAGAUCGACAGACACAAGACCCAAACAGGACUCGGCUCCUCUUUAGAAGCCACACAAACUCACGCACCCACAAACACACCUGUAUCAAAAAGGAGGAAAGAUAUUUUUAUUUUGUAUAAAAGAGGAAAAAAUAUAACAAAUCAAAUGUUUUAUUUUCAUUUUAGCAAAGUUGUCUUAUAAUAGCUAACAGCAAAGACUUUUUUAUAGGGAAUCUCUAUUUAUAUGUAACAUCUUGACUUACAGCUUCCGAGAAAAAAAAACACAAACAAAACAAAAUAAAUAAAUAAUAAAAAAAGAUGGGCCAAUUUUUGACAACUUAAAAAUAGAAAAAAAGAAAAUCAUGGUGCCUUUUUUUGCUGUAUGCUAAUGCCAGAGUCCAUGCUGAGGAUUACAUUUCAGUAGCAUUCUUAAGAUCAUAGGUUUUAAUUCAAGACAACUUACCAUGUUAAGGGCACUUUCCCAUUUGAAAAAACAGCACCCUCCACUUUGCCCCAUCUCUGGAUGUUUAUUAUCUCGUUCUUUAAAACAUUGUUAUAACACACACAAAUGACGUGUAUGUAUGUUUUCAUAAAUACCUCCUAAGGGGAAUCCAUCUUGUCCACUCAAAUAGUUGUAGUUUUGCUUAUUUCAGGAUGGGAAAAUUACAUACCAGAAUGCAGAAAUAAUGGGGGGUUUUUUUGCAACAAAGGUAGGAAGAGGGGAAAAAAGCAUACAGUAGCAACAACCCUUACAAUAUAUUUGUUGACUAUGUUACUUGUGGGGUCCCAAGUAAAACUCACUCAUUUUGGCACCGUUUUGUGAAGUUGUAGUCAAAUGAAUAAAACGUUUACAUGGAUGUGGUAAAAUAUUAUGUAUUUAUAUAUGGUUGAAUCCACUUUAUUGGUGCAGACCCUGAUGGGAAGGGAAACAGCCCACUGCAGCAGUUACAGACAAGCACUCUCGACUGGUCAAUUGUUUUAAAAGAUGGCAGUACAGUAUUGCAAGAAACAAUGUGAUGCUUAGACAGAGUUACAUAUUGGCCAUGAUAGUAUGGAAGAGUAGAGCAAAGGACAUGGAGAAGUUAGUGACAGCACGACCACCAGUAUAGCCCUGCUAGUUGCUGUGCACUAUAGAUAGUGUUGAGUGUGCUCCAUAUGCAAUUGAUCCCUGUUUAAAGUCACUACAAUGCAUCCCCAGGACCCUGACCCUGGCCAAUGAAACAGGCGGGCAAUGUAGCAGGAAAGCCAUUCAGUGGAUUCUUCUGUAUCCAUGUGCCAUAUAUUGUAAAGAAAGUUGUUAUUGUAAUGUGCCAGUGUUAACAUAAUAACUUGCUAUCAAAGAUGGACAUCAUGUUUGGGGCAGCCCUGGCCCCUGGACCCGUGGCUCAAAGAGACAGUGCUGUGUGUCCAAGCAGCAGAACAUUCACAUGUGAAAGUGCCCCUCCUUUCAGUUCACUGCAGCAACCCUGUUUACAUUGUAGCCUGACUUUUUUCUUUUUAUAUUUUCACUUCUGCAUGUCCUUUGCAUUUCAGAUACUGUAGAUUGGAUGCAUGGUGAAGCUGUGACUGAGAAGAUAAUACAACAAUUGACAGUGUAUUUCAUUUAACUUUUAGCAAUAAAGUAACUAAACCCUCUCUAUUCCUCACCCACAAUAGGGUCAGAUGGAAACUCUGCUAAUUAGUCAUAAGAUGAUUGUAAACAUUUGCUCUGGAUUGUCUGAAUGUCUG